AUGUUGGCCCAUGAUCAUGACAGUGACGCAACAUCGCGGAAGUUCAUGAAACGUUACAUCCUCGGAAGGCUGGUCUAUGGGAUGUACGACAGGUUCAAACGUGCAAGAAAAUACGAGGAAUGGUGGACCGAGGUGCACUAUGAUCUGUGGGAGUUGGACAAAGUAUUGACUAAGGAGGAGCUUAAUAAAUAUGCAACAGCUGUGGAGUAUGAGCAUAAGAACAAGUACUUCGGUGUCUUCCGACGGAAUAAUGUGUUUCCUUUAGCCGAGUUUCCAGACUGGGUAGUCGCGAUCCGGGGAACUCACCUCUUGAGUUCGACGGAUCUCAAAAACGAUCUUGCAAUCGUUUUGGAGACACUGAAAUCUUCAAAGUUGAUCAAAAUUUUGAAGGUUGUGGUCAGGCGUCUCGGUAAGGACUAUAAGUACUGCAACGUGAACGUGACCGGUCAUUCACUCGGGGCCGCAGCGGGCUUGCUGGUCUGUCGAAGGCUGGCACUGAAAGGGUGUCUGGUCGAGGGCCACUUCUUCAAUCCUCCGUUCGUCGCUCUGGAAUCGCUGGCUCGCACCUGUGCACAUGCUGUGAAACAUGCUCGUAUGAGGGUAUUCCCGGCCGACGGUGAAAAACUCUAUGAAAGACUUAAAAACGCUGCUUGGGGCGCCAGCAGCACAGCUUUCCAGGCAGUGGUCGAACCCGACGGGAAAAAAAAGGCAUUUGCCGAGUUCACGACAUUGGCCGAAGUCAAUUGGUCUCCGUAUCUCUAUGUGAACAAACAUGACCUCAUCUGCAAAACGUUUCUCUCACACUUCACAGUAGCAAUGCACGGAAGCAUCGAUGAGGAUCGGAAGAUGUGGUAUUCUACGGUGACCGAGUUUAGCAAGUGGUUUCUGGGAAAGACAGAGUCGUUCAAUCUGCUUCCUUCUGCACAUUUGGUUGUGAUUGAGACGUUCGAGGAACGGCCCUAUAGAGCACACAAGUUGUGGAACUGGAUGGUGGAUCCACAGCUUCCAUAUGAAUUCAAGCAGGCCAAACUCAUCCCAUCUCCUCACACCUAG
Marchantia polymorpha subsp. ruderalis is the source of this 1053-nucleotide messenger RNA. The record is from the annotation of a GenBank genome assembly. NCBI's taxonomy places the organism in Eukaryota, Viridiplantae, Streptophyta, Marchantiopsida, Marchantiales, Marchantiaceae.